This is a messenger RNA of Solea solea (common sole), 2355 nucleotides long. Its product is annotated as transcriptional repressor scratch 1-like. NCBI's taxonomy places the organism in Eukaryota, Metazoa, Chordata, Actinopteri, Pleuronectiformes, Soleidae. Gene Ontology annotation, molecular function: RNA polymerase II cis-regulatory region sequence-specific DNA binding; DNA-binding transcription factor activity, RNA polymerase II-specific. The record is from RefSeq and is a predicted model, not a curated record. Bases 1 to 903 code for a protein of 300 amino acids. Gene Ontology annotation, biological process: regulation of DNA-templated transcription. The transcript is spliced from 2 exons.
AUGCCUCGGUCAUUCUUGGUGAAGAAAGUCAAACUGGACGAUUUUUCAGCUGCGGAGCUGGAGAGCUCGUACAGUCACAGCCACAGAAGAGGGGAACUCAGUCUGCGAUUCCAUCAUCACGAUAAAGGCUAUGUCAGUGAUUAUCUGAGUCCAAAUCCAUACGAUGAUGUGGUGGGAAGCGACUCAUCUGUUAUCUCUAAAGUACCCUCCCCGAGCCACUCGUCAAUCAUCUAUGACAGCAUCAACGACACCUACACCGGUAUCCAUGGUGACAUCCAUGGUGAUUCAGACCAGCCAGACAGCCCGCGGUCUGAGGUCUCAUCAUCAGCUGGUGGAUACAUCAACGGGGAUGAAGCCGUAAGUGAGGGCUACGCCGUGGACUCAUUUUUCAUCAUGGACGGAAGAUCGAGGAGGAAAGCCGCGGCGAGUCCCAGAGGAUCGGCGCAGAGGCACACCUGCAGCGAGUGUGGGAAAACCUACGCCACGUCCUCCAACCUGAGCCGGCACAAGCAGACACACAGGAGCAUAGACAGCAAGCUGGCCAAGAAGUGUCCUACAUGUGGGAAAGUGUACGUCUCCAUGCCCGCCAUGGCCAUGCACCUGCUGACCCACGACCUUAAGCACAAGUGCGACGUGUGUGGCAAAGCGUUCAGCCGGCCGUGGCUGCUGCAGGGCCACAUGCGCUCGCACACAGGUGAGAAGCCGUUUGGAUGUGCACACUGUGGGAAGGCGUUUGCUGACCGGUCAAACCUCCGCGCGCACAUGCAGACGCACUCGGCCUUCAAACACUACAAGUGUAAACGGUGUGACAAGACGUUUGCCCUCAAGAGUUACCUGAACAAACACUACGAGUCGGCCUGCUUCAAGGGAGCUUUCUCCCCCCUGAGCUCACUGGGGGAAUGAUGGAUUCAAAGGAAACAGCUGAGGUUAUUUAUUUAGAUCAGACUCACACUCUGCUUUUUAUGCUUUCCCCCCACGAAAGAUGACAAGUCGGCCUGAGCACUACGAGGGAGGAGCGAUUUCUGAAAAGGAUCGUGAUGCAAAUGACAGAAAUAGAUUGAGAACACGUCUGUUUUUUAUCAAGAUCCUUCCAUUUCCUCCUUUGUUACCUAUUUCCUUAUCCGGAGGGAAAAGAUUCCAAUGCCUGAUUUAGACUGUCACCUGCUUCGAUAGUUUACGUCCCCGUCCGAGGCUGUUUUGAGAAUCUGUGAAGAUAAAUAAAGCACAGCACAUCUAGCUCAUCUUUUUUGAAGAUACCUAGAUCUAUUUAUGUCCAUUUUCUACCCCUGCUUCCUUUUUAAACAACCCAUCACAAAGAAACAACUCUGAAGCACAAUUGCAUCUUCCAUCCCUCUGUCUUUCUGCGAGAGGCGUAUCACUGGAGUUUAAAGUAUUAAUCACGUCUUUCAUUUUCUUGCAAAGAGAUUAAGUGAAUUUAUAUUUUAUGCUUUUUUUAAAAAAAACAACAACUUAACAUAAGCUCGGGAUACAUCGGGGUAUCCUGUGCUUUUUGUGAAACUGAACAAAUGAGGGGAUGAAGCAUCAAAACACAGAAAGUAAAUGGCAUUUGCAAGUAUUUAACUCUCCAUUUACACAGUGACAUACUUUACCCCUCGUAUACUACACUGAAAUAUGGAGACAACGUGGAAACCUGCCAUAAUGUAUUAUAUCAUGGCCAAGUACAACAGUGUAGUGGGAUUUUUACUCUUAUCUGGACACAACUAAAUCAUGUUUUUCUUUUCCCACAGGUUAAUUUUGGCAUUUGUGCUUUACUUGAAACAGUAAAUAGUUAAAGUGUGAGCGGUGAAGGCAGACAAACUGGGCUUCCAGGAAAUGAUUAUCCGAUGGCUGAAAACAACCAGUGUUUUCCUCUUCCGUUUUUUAACUGUGUCAGUGUCACGUGAGGAUCCAGACAUUCAAAAUGCUCUCCUCAAAAGGUCAAACCUUACUCAAUUCUUGCAAAGUAAUAUUUCAUUUGCUGCCAGAGGAUCUCAUACAGUAGUAUUUAGCUUUGGGUGUCUAUUUAUUGCCUCAUUAAUUUAUUUAUUUAAUUAUUUAUUUAUUUUAUGUUUUUGUAUUCAUUUGCACUUCCUUACGUUGUUGGUUUUCUUUGCCUUUGUUACAAAUAUGCCAAAGCAUUUGACACUUUCAAUUUAUCGAAUACAUUUUUUUAAGUUAACUUUCGUUUGCCACUUUAAUAAUCACGAGAAAUUAAACUGCAUGCAAAAAAAAAAUAAAAUAAUAGCCUAAUAAUGGAAUCUAUGCCAAUUUUAGAAACCUUUGGAAUACUUUGCCAAACCUCGUAGACAACAGGCAAACCACGCAAAUUUCUGUCUUGGGCAAUAUUUUAUUGAC